Helobdella robusta is the source of this 567-nucleotide messenger RNA. RefSeq lists its product as hypothetical. The transcript is spliced from 5 exons. NCBI's taxonomy places the organism in Eukaryota, Metazoa, Annelida, Clitellata, Rhynchobdellida, Glossiphoniidae. The annotation marks the transcript as partial. The record is from RefSeq and is a predicted model, not a curated record. Gene Ontology annotation, cellular component: plasma membrane. Gene Ontology annotation, biological process: monoatomic cation transport. Gene Ontology annotation, molecular function: monoatomic cation transmembrane transporter activity.
GAAUCUGCUCUCAGGUUCAUUGGAGAGAUCGUCCUGCCCUUCUACCUGGCUGGCUUCGGAUGCGUCUUUGCUGGGAUUGUUCUCGAUUUAGUCAAGGAUUGGGAUGUCUUCAAGAACAUUACGGAGGUCUUCAUACUGGUACCUGCCCUGUUGGGGUUGAAAGGUAAUCUAGAAAUGACUCUGGCGUCUAGACUAUCUACGCAAGCCAACCUCGGCAAUAUGGACUGUAAGAAGGAGCAAUGGAGAAUGAUAUACGGAAACUUGGCUCUAACACAGGUACAAGCGAUAGUGGUGGGUUUAUUAGCUUCCAUCUUUGCCAUCCUUCUCGGCUGGAUUCCGUCAGGAAAGUUACACGUUAUGCAUGGUUUUCUCAUGUGCGCUGGCAGCGUUCUAACUGCAGUUCUCGCUACUCUCAUACUAGGUUCUUUGAUGGUUGGUGUGGUGCUAUUUUCUCGGCGGUUCCACAUCAACCCAGACAACGUUGCCACACCAAUCGCAGCUAGUCUCGGAGAUCUCACAACAAUUACACUACUGGCUAUCAUCUGUCAAUCACUCUACAAGACCAUC